GGAGCUUGGCCUCUACACAUCCAUAUGGUGCAGGUUUAGACUUGCUGCGGAGCUUCACUAUGAGAUGCUGCACAUAUGAACACUAUAAACCCCCCCUAACAGCUGACAAGUGCCUACAGCUCCAGUCCAGCACAGCCAGACAUGAGGCUAUGUGUCCGGAGAACAACUGGAACCGUCAUCAAGAUGUGACCAUCUCCCUUCGUUGGGGGCAUCUGCCAUUGCUGGGACAUCUCCUAAAAGGAAGAAUGACUGGGCAUCUCCAAUGGCUGCAGAGCUCUUCCCUGGCUCUCCUCCUCAUUCUGAUCCUCGUGUCCUGGAAACCCUGUAAAGCAGAAGAUCUACACUCAUGGUCAAACAGCAGUUUUGAUGACUCCUCCUCACUAAGACUCCUGGAUUACAAUGUGGUGAAAAGGUCCACAUGGGAGACUGCUGGUGGCCUCCAGGCUCUAGGCGACAAUCUAAAGACUGAUGGAGGCCACCAUUUGAAUAUGCAAUGGAAGGGAAAGACCUGGCCCUGUGCUGUCCUCCUCAAACUGUCUCGACAUGUUUUAGUAUCGGCUUUAGGGCCCAACCUGGCUUGGAGUAUUUUUCCAUAUGACAGCUGUGACCAGAAUCUAAAGCCCUCAGAGACCCUCAUUAGCCCCCUGAAACUAUUACAUGUCAAUGUGAAACCACUGCUGCUACACAGAGUGCUGAAAUUCCUGGGAGAUCUGGGAUUUCUAAUUGAGUCCCAACAAAACAAAGCUUUCUCUUUGUUGAAGAAACGAAUAUACAAAACUGGAAAACCUGUGAAGAAUCCUAACAUACAGUCAACAGACAGAUGUCCUGAUAAGAAGCCAUAUCUCAUCCCCUGGCACCCCGGGCACGAUGGAAGGAGGUCAGCUGUUAUAGGACAUGGGGUGGCCCUCAGGCUGGAGUCUUCAGCCACUUUCCACUCUUUGCUCAUUCAGGAUGGAGGUACUUUAGUCUUUGCAGAUGACCAGAUACCAAUUACAUUAAGAACUCAAUAUAUCCUAAUUAGAAAUGGUGGCUCACUCCAUAUUGGUUCCCCUCAAUGUCCCUAUACCUCCGACGCCACCAUUUCUCUUUAUGGAAAAUCUACUGAUGGGGAUGAUGUGGAAGAGUUUGGAAAGAAGUUCAUAGGAGUGGAUAGAGGUGGGAUAUUGGAACUGCAUGGAAGAAGACCCCUAUCUUGGACAUUGUUAGAUGCGACCCUGUAUCCUGGAGGGCUCCCCUAUGGAUCCUAUAAGUGGGAGAAGCAAUGGGGCAGCCGGGGCAUCAAUAUCAGGAUCAUUGACCCAGAAACUGGGCAGGUUCAGGCUGCUGAUCGGUUUGACACACACAUGUUUCUGGAGGAGGGGAAGAGGCUGGAGGAAUUCCUGGCCAAGCAGAGUCCAGGCAAGGUGGUGGCUGCAGCAGUGGGAGACUCGGCGGCAAAGAGCUUAACUCCAGAUGUGAGAAGAUACUUGAGAGAAACGUUAAACAGUAAAUACAUCUAUCAUCUAGGUUACAGGCAACCUUGGGCUUUGGUCGGUGUGCUUGGAGAAGGUCCACUCAAAGUAUCUGAGGAUAAGAAACAUUAUGAAAACAAUGGAACAACUGACCUGGCCGUUGCAACAAGAGAAUUUCAAACAUAUGGAGGACUUCAUUUCACUGUUACCGCCUACAGCGGGUGGAGUACAGGCGUUCCGAGGAAUGGAUUCAGAGUGGCGGUGUCCAGGGGCAUCAUUCUUACAUUAGCGGAUGACGUUACAACCUGGUUGCCUGGUAACAGAAUAGUCGUUUCAAGUACUGAUUACUCCAUGUACCAAGCUGAAGAAUUCAAUCUGCUUCUUUGCCCUGAAUGUAAAAGCAACCAGGUCAAAAUUGACAAAAACCCCCUUUAUAUGCACGUGGGUGAGGUGCUUGAUGGGAUUGAUAUGAGAGCGGAGGUUGGACUUCUGACCAGAAAUAUCCUCAUCAGAGGGGAAAUGGAAGAUGCCUGCUAUGAGCCCAAUCACUGCCAGUUUUUCAGUUAUGAUACGUUUGGCGGUCAAAUUAAGAUCCAGAAACAUUUUGGUUCCGUGCACCUCUCGGGGUUAGAGAUCACAAAGAUGGGACAGCAGCUUUUGGGCAGUUAUCCUGUACAUUUCCAUAUGACUGGAGCAGUGGAUGAAGAAGGCGGGUACAGUCCCCCAACUUACAUUGACAACCUUGCCAUCCAUCAUUGUUUUUCCAGAUGUGUCGCUGUUCAUGGAACUCAUGGUCUGCUGGUAAAGGAUACUAUUGGUUAUGACACACUUGGCCACUGCUUUUUCCUGGAAGAUGGUGUGGAGCAAAGAAACACCUUUUAUCACAACCUUGGCCUGGUGACCAAGGCUGGGACCAUUCUGCCUACAGAUCGCAAUGAAGCCAUGUGCUUAGCAAUGCGAGACCAUGUGUAUGGGGAUUAUGUGCCUGUGCCCAGCACUGAUUGCAUGGCAGUCAGCACAUUCUGGAUUUCAAACCCUAAUAACAACCUAAUAGGGAAUGCUGCAGGAGGAGCACAGGAUGUUGGCAUCUGGUUCAUUUUUCAUAGAGUGCCAUCGGGUCUUUCAGAGGGGCAUUACCCGGAGGGACAAUCAGAAUUCACCCCCUUGGGGAUUUUUCACAACAACCGAGUACACUCUAAUUUCAAGGCUGGUUUAUUUAUUGGAAAAGGUGUCAAAGCAACAGAAGCGAAUGCAGAAAACCCACGAGAGUAUCUAACGGUGGACAAUGCACGAUUCCGUCCUCACCAGGAUUCUGAUUCAACUAAACCUCGAGUACCGGCCCUUAUUGAUGGGCUCAUAGCCUUCAAGAACAAUGACCACGGUGCAUGGGCCAGGGGUGGGGAUAUCAUCUUUCGAAACUCAGGGUUUUCAGACAAUGGAAUAGGUCUUACGUUAGCCAGUGAUGGAACAUUUCCAACUGAUGAAGGAUCCAGCCUGGAGGUCUCUGAUUCCAUCUUUGUGGGGGAGAGCGAAAAUGUGGGCUCACAGGGUGGGCAGAACAGCUACUGGGGACGUGGAGGCUCAGGGGAGCAGAGGUCACUGCCACGAAACAAGACUUUUCCGAUUCGUGGAUUUCAAAUAUAUGAUGGGCCAGUCAGGCUCCUCAGGUGCACAUUCAAGAAAUUUCUCCCUACGGCCGAAAGACCAUCAAGUGCAAUUGGGUUUUCACUGAAGAACUCUUGGCAGAUCACACCUCAAAACAAUGUGUCCCUCGUCAAGAUGGAGAGAAGUGUUGAACUGAAAGUAUUUUUUGGUCGCUCUGGGCAGUGGUUUGGAUCCAAUGACUAUGAUGGUGAUAAAGUCUCAAUUUUCCAUGACCUGGAUGGUUCACUGACGGGUUACGCUGAUACAUUUGUCGGUCGAGCAGACAAUUACCUCCUACGUCAUCCAGGGUGCCUUACUGUGCCACGGUGGAAUGGAGUGAUGUGUAAAAGCCGCUAUGCACAGCUGUAUAUCCAGGCCAAGCGCCCAGAGAACCUCGCUAUUCUGGUGGCCAGAGCAGAUUAUCCUUCUCAUCCACUGAGGCUGGUGGGGGUGAAUAAAGGGGCACCAUACCAGCAGUAUCAGCCAGUGGUGAUGUUACAGCAGCCCUACGCUAUCCGCUGGGAAGGUCAAUCUCCAAAGGAGGUCAUCCUAUACCCGAUUAACUUCAACAGGGGAGACUGGCUACAGAUUGCUCUGUGUUACCCCAGAACCUCAGUAUUUCAAGUGACAGCAGAUAUUUAUGAACGCAAUUCUGGAAGAGUGCACAGCGUCCGCCACUAUUCCAUGACCUCCUCUAUUCAUCAGGCUCUGAACACGUCAGGGCUUAGACUGUAUCACUUUAGUAAGGAUUCUGGAUACCUCUUCCUUCAUCUGCAAGCCUAUGAGUCCAGGAAUGGGUACAGUUACUGUUCCCAGCAUGGCUGUGAACGGAUAAAGAUCACAGCUCACUUCCACCCAGGUGAUCCCAGUGAAUGCAUACUGAAACCAUUCCCCGGGGGAGCCAGCGAUAUUCACCAUGCCAAGCUAUCACUUUCUCAGAGACUUCCCCUUCCGUGUAGUCAGUGUGGGGCUCCGCAGGUUGCAGUAUCUAGCACUCCAUCCAUUAAAUAUACUAAGAUACAUAUUCAGUCCCUCCGCAGAGAAGAUCUAUUCAGUAAGAUGAAGUCUGCAUUCAUUAAGGUUGACGAGGAAAUAUUCUUGUUUAAGAGGGGAGGACUCUUCUUCCUGGUGCUGGAUGCCUGUUCAGGGACAGUUGUGAGCAAGAGGCAUUUUGAAAUCAUUAAUGAGCUAAGCACAACUAAAGCAAUGUCCAUCUACAUUCAAACCUCCAUGAAACAAAGGUCUGUAGUGCUUAUUUGCUCAAGAGACAUUGUGGACAUGCCUUCCCUUUCUGAAAUGACCGCUUUCAUCAAACUUGGUUCAGCAAAGCCAAUAGCCCUGCACACGAAAGGUAGUUUUGCCAUGGUGGGAUAUAAAGGACUGACCAUGCCAUCUUGGAUUAAAAUUAUUAACAACAGUGCAGAGAGAAGGGCUGCAUCAAUACACCUUUACCUGCCCCUGAUGCUGACUGAAUACAGAUGCCCCAAUACUGUAGGACUAAAGAAAUAAACCCAUAUGGUGCCUUAUUACUUCACAGCCAGAGACUGUCUAGCAUCGCCUUAUUUAUCUGCUGAGCCAAUGAAAAUGUGAUGGUCCAUAGACAAGACUUAAUUCUUUUGAUAUUGUCCUAUGGGUGUAUAUUGUUGAGUUAAUAAAUGUGUUUCUUUUUGUGUAAGUUAAAUGCGUCUGAUAUUGGUGAACAUGAUUUGUCCAGAGCCAAGUGUGAGACCUGCACCUGCUAUGUAACUGAGCCACUAUCACUGGGUAACUUACAUCAUAGUAAAUAUCUGAUACUUUAAGAUAGUUAUGUGCACAU
Molecule: messenger RNA, 4911 nt
Organism: Nanorana parkeri
Lineage: Eukaryota; Metazoa; Chordata; Amphibia; Anura; Dicroglossidae
Product: transmembrane protein 2-like
Exons: 25
Coding region: 60-4604 (1514 amino acids)
Source: RefSeq, a predicted model, not a curated record